This is a messenger RNA of Alexandromys fortis (reed vole), 3482 nucleotides long. RefSeq names its product Rh blood group CcEe antigens (gene Rhce). Gene Ontology annotation, cellular component: plasma membrane. The coding region runs from base 12 to 1268 and encodes 418 amino acids. Gene Ontology annotation, biological process: ammonium homeostasis; ammonium transmembrane transport. The transcript is spliced from 10 exons. Lineage: Eukaryota; Metazoa; Chordata; Mammalia; Rodentia; Cricetidae. Gene Ontology annotation, molecular function: ammonium channel activity. The record is from RefSeq and is a predicted model, not a curated record.
ACAGGCACAAGAUGGGCUCUAAGUACCCACGGUCCCUCCGAUGCUGCCUGCCCCUGUGGGCCUUCGUGCUGCAGGUGGCUUUCAUUAUUCUCUUCUUUUUCAUCUCCUAUGACACCCCCCGAGUGGAUCAGAAGUUAAUGGAGACCUAUCAAGUCUUCCAGGAUUUGACCCUUAUGGCAGCCUUGGGCUUCGGCUUCCUUUCCUCAUCUUUCCGGAGACACAGCUGGAGCAGUGUGGCCUUUAACUUCUUCAUCUUGGCCCUCGGGGUGCAGGGGUCGAUCUUGCUGGAGCGCUUCCUGAGCUGGCCUUUCGUAAAGGAUGUGGCCAUCAAUCUGUUCAGCAUCCGGACAGCUACGGUGAGCACAAUACCUGUGCUCAUCUCAGCGGGCGCUGUCCUUGGGAAGGCCAACUUGGUGCAGCUGGCUGCGAUGGUGCUGGUGGAAGCUGCAGCCUUCAGAGCCGUCAGGCUUGUUGACAAGAAGUUCUUCCACAUGGAAGACCACAUAAUCGCGAUGCACGGGCAUGUGUUUGGGGCCUAUUUCGGACUGCUUGUGGCCUGGUGCCUCUCCAGGUCCCCGCCCAGGGGAAUGGGUGAGAAAGCCCAGACAGAGAAGGCUCAGAUGGCCACAAGCUCCAGUCUGUUUGCCAUGCUGGGCACCUUCCUCCUGUGGAUCUUCUGGCCCAGUUUCAACUCUGCUCUGCUGGAAUGGCCAAAUGAGAAGAAGACCGCUGUGCUCAACACCUACUAUGUCCUUGCUGUCAGUGCAGUGACAGCCACCUCCAUGUCAGCCCUGAGCCACCCCCAGGGGAAGAUCAACAUGGUUCACAUCCACAACGCAGUACUGGCAGGAGGCGUGGCUGUAGGUGCCCCGUGUUUCCUGAUCACUUCUCCCUGGAUUGCCAUGGUGCUGGGCCUCACAGCGGGGUUGAUCUCCAUUGGGGGAGCCAAGUGCCUGCCGGUGUGUUUGAACCACAUGCUGCAGAUCCAGAAGCACGGUGGGAUCCAUUAUACCUUUGGCUUGCCGGGUCUGCUCGGAGCAGUCACCUACAUUCUGCUGAUACAAAUGAACAACUACAGUAUAUCCCAGGUUACCAACCAGAUGAUCAAAGACUUUGGGGCUCUUAGCUUUGCUCUGGCAGUGGGAAUGGUGUCUGGACUCCUAACAGGUUGGCUCCUAAACAUCAAAAUAUGGAGGGCUCCCCACGCCAGCAAGUACUUUGAUGAUCAGGCCUUCUGGGAGUUCCCUCACUUGGCUGUUGGGUUUUAAGCAGAAACAUCUGAGAAUGAGGCCGAGCGUGGAGCUGCCCCUCUCCGUGCGUUCCCUUCGUGCUGGCAACGUGUAACAAGGAGGUCUUCCAAGUGGUGAUUUAAGAUAAACAAUACGUCUGGUUUCGUGACAGAUACCGUCAAUACUGGUGGCUGCAGACACCUCAUUAAAGUUCUGGCCCGUUCUGUCGACAACUGUUUGCUUCUUUUCACACUUAAUGAAGCCGCCACCCAGGUGGUUAACUGCUGGCUACAGCAGCACAGGAAGUGAUGGGCAAUACGGAAACUAGGAACCUCACGUCUGGUCACUGCACACAAGCUUUGGACCCAGCAGUUUUACAAGGUCCUCGGAAUCCCCCAGACUGUGCUGUGGAGCUGGUUAUGGGGUGAGGGAGGGUGCAAGCUCUCAAGUUCCUAAGAGGACUCAAAUCCAUCCUCUGUGGAUUUGUGAUGUCUUGGAGGAUGACACCAAAGCAGUCUUUUGUGUCCUGACAAGCCGACAUCAUUCGGACCCAUGGCCAGUAGGUCCACACACCUAAGCCAUCUGUGACACCAAUCAUGGCUCUCACUGGGCAAGCGCAACAGCCCAGUGAAGGCCAAGACUUCAAGCUCUGCUCCGAAGAAUCUGCAGCAUAUUGCGUGAGGUGGGAGCUGGGGGGUGGGGGUGGUGUGAGGCCAAUAGUUACAGUGAGGGACAAACUAUUAGCGUCUCUGGCAGCUGGUCCGUGUAGUGUAACCAACCGUGGGGUGCGCUGAAUUUAGGUUAGCUGUUGAGAGGUAAAAUGAAACACACAAUUCAAGUCAUUAUCAAAACAAAUUGUCAGACCAGUGGUGGUGGCUGGUGCACACCUUUAAUCCGAGCACUUGGGAUGCAGAGGAAGGCGGAUCUUUGUGUGUUUGAGGCCAGCCUGGUCUACAGAGAGUUCCAGGACAGCCAAGGACAGCCAAGGCUCCGUAGAAAAUCCUAUCUCAAAAAAAUCAAAAACAAAACAAAUUGUCACCUGAGCCAGAGACUGUCAAGUCCUAGAAAUUGUCACCUAAGAGAGUGUCAAGUCUGUACCCAUCAGGACCCUGUUACAGCUAGUCUGUGCUGUUACUCGGCUUCUCCAGUGCACUCCUGAUCUCUGGCAGGCCCUCAAGCCCCACUCAUGCCUGAACUAUUGCCAGUUUCUCCUUUCCUUCUGCUUGUAUUUAUUUCACGCGGAAUGUCUUCCUGUGCCACAAGCUUUUGUUUCUUUGGUUUCUUCUGGGCUGUCAUUCUCUGUACGGCCUCCUCUCCUGGCUCCAGGAAGUUUUGUCCCCAGCAAGGGGCAUCUCCAUUGGCUGGGGAGCUGCCGUGCAAGUUAACUAUGUAAGUCCGGUGCAUCUUGGGUGCUCAUUUCUCCUGGAAAUCUUGAAGGACUGAAGAAUCUACGUCCCAACCCUUGAGUUCUGCAGUACUCUGUUUUUAAGUAAACACAGUAGAAAGUCUGGGCCACUGACUGGGUCCAGCCCCACACUCCUGAGCACCCCUACCAAUUCUUCCAUUUUCCUGCCAGGAUGGCAUAUAUCACAUGUGAAAGGCGCUACCUUUCACAUAGCCAACAGUCGGGCAGUACAGGCGCUCUUAAUGGGAACAUAGGUCUGACGCUCUCACAGGCUCUGAAGGGUCUUCUGGUUCAAGAGAGUCGUGAACCAUUUUCACAGGUUAUCUUAAUUUACACGCUAAGGAAGCUGCAGGACAUCCUGGCAGAACCACACAAACCAUACCCAUGGUACCAAGAGAAAAACUCUGACCACUGAAUAGUUUUUAAUAACAAGAAACGUUUAUACGUUAUUCCACAUCUGACACAGAAGAGGGCGCGCUCAGUAAACAGACACUUUGGAUCCCAGAGCGAAUCCUCACCCCAAGGACUCUACCACUUCUCCAUAAUCGGCUCUUUAGACCAUGAUAGAAGCUGACAAAGUUACUCACGUCAAGUUUCCUUUCCCAUUGCAAAAGCGGGCCGGGUGACAGCACCCCAGACUGUUGCAGAGUGCACAGGAGCGCUCAUGAUUCUAGCAUUAUACAAUUUUAAGCUGAGAUUGUACUCAGAAAUAAGUUUAGAAAAUAGCAUUACAAAAGACUGGGUGAGCGGUGAAGAAAAACCAAUCCCAGGCAGGUUGGCCGUGCUGCGAGGCAGGGGUCUUCACUGCCACAAGUCCUCCGUGCGGCCGAACUUAAAAACCAGCCCUC